AUGGGGACGAAGAAAGCGGCGACGGGGGAUAAACCCUCCGCCGUGAAAAACCCUAAGCAUCGCGGAAAACCGCCGCAUCUGGGUCCCACGAAAGCGCUGUCUCCGCCGCCUUAUGCUUCGGAUAAGCUUGGCUUUUUCGUGAAUGAGUUCGAGUCGGCCAAUGGUGUUCGGAUCUCUUCUCUCGAGCUCGAAACCAUCAAAGACAAGAGUAUAGUUGAACUAUCUCAAGACUUUGUCCAAGAUGUCAGCAACUUGGGAAAACAUAUAAAGACAGCUUUUGGGUCUUCAUGGAAAGAGGUCCUUUGUGAAGGAAUGCCUGUGGAAGGGAAAAUUGAUCCAGGGAACCCCUCUGUUCUCAUUAUUGGUUUGUCUGCUUUGAGAUCUUUAGAGCUUCUAAGGGGUGUGAGUUCUCUGACCAAACAAUGUUCUGCGGUGAAGUUGUUCUCGAAGCAUUUGAAGGUUGAGGAACAGGUCUCUCUAUUAAAGAACCGAGUUAAUAUUGGCAGUGGCACCCCAAGCAGAAUCAAAAAGCUAAUAGACAUAGAGGCAUUGGGGCUUUCUCGGUUAGAGAUGGUCGUCCUCGACCUGCAAACGGAUCUGAAGGGCUUUUCCCUGUUCUCAUUGCCCCAAGUCAGAAACGAAUUCUGGGAUCUGUACAAGAAUUACUUUCACCAGCGAGUGCUGCAAGGCGCUCUCCGUAUAUGUCUAUAUGGUCCUAUUCCAGCAGCUCAGGAGGAGAAGAAGAAGAAGAAGCAGCAGCAGCGUAAAGACAGAGAGAAGAGAGAUGCAGACCGAUAGUUAGUUUAACUGCUUCUGCUCAAAUUUUGGUAACUGGUUCUUUGUCCCAUUCUCACACUCCCUUGUCUGCAUGUUUUAUCAUCAUUACAUAUAUAUAUGUAUGUAUAUAAAGGAUAAUAGGAAAUGCUUGAAUGUCUGUUUGGCCAAAGCAACUCUUGGAUGUGGUGGACAAAGAUUCGUUGACAUUUUUAUGGGAUUCGGUUGAUUUUGUCGGAAGUCAAAGCUAUUAAAUAAACUGCUUUCACUUCUUAA
Tarenaya hassleriana is the source of this 1050-nucleotide messenger RNA. Its product is annotated as protein CMSS1. The record is from RefSeq and is a predicted model, not a curated record. Bases 1 to 798 code for a protein of 265 amino acids. NCBI's taxonomy places the organism in Eukaryota, Viridiplantae, Streptophyta, Magnoliopsida, Brassicales, Cleomaceae. Gene Ontology annotation, cellular component: nucleus; 90S preribosome. The transcript is spliced from 7 exons.